Messenger RNA from Eurytemora carolleeae, 2451 nucleotides. Its product is annotated as epidermal growth factor receptor kinase substrate 8. Bases 338 to 2011 code for a protein of 557 amino acids. The record is from RefSeq and is a predicted model, not a curated record. Gene Ontology annotation, molecular function: actin binding. The transcript has 13 exons. Gene Ontology annotation, biological process: Rho protein signal transduction; regulation of Rho protein signal transduction. Gene Ontology annotation, cellular component: plasma membrane. NCBI's taxonomy places the organism in Eukaryota, Metazoa, Arthropoda, Copepoda, Calanoida, Temoridae.
CUGACUUUAGUCCGCCUGUACCCAGCACCUCUGUAAGGUGCACUGUGCGUAACACAAUUUAAUUAUGAUUUUGGACACGUUUUGCGUAAAAACUUCAUCAUUGUGAUUGUGAAAUUAUGAAGAUUAUUGAGAAAAUUAAGGUGUGUUAAUUUCAAAAUGGUGCUUUAAGCUAAACUCACAUUGAGUGACUCAACUUGUACAAAGUGAACUUGCUGCAGUAAUCAAAUCAACAGCUGAUCUGUGAAAGCCAGAAAGUGAAAGUAAACCAGAGCUAUACUAGGCAAAGUGACUGCAAGAGUAUGUUGAAAAUAUAAGAGAACAAAUUGAAGACGACAUAAUGUUGCAGCAUUCAAGAAACAGUCAUUCAGGCUCAAGCUCGGAUAGAAAUAGUGUCACAUCAAAUGAUGGAGGGUCCCCGACCUACCUCCUGGAGCACCUCGCCACGUUCACCGUCUCCCCGGAGAACGACCUCGUCUAUCCGGCCGACGGGAUGCGACGACUUCUCGCCAUGGAGAAAACUUCAGGAAUAUGGACACAAAAGAUGUUGAUGAGGUUGGAGAAGAGGAUGGUGAAUAUAAUGGAUAAUGAGAACAGGGAGGUGGUGGAGAGGUUCCCCCUCCACCUAGUCAGGGAGCCUACUGCCUUCACAUCUAACGAUCCUAAGGAAAUGUACAACAAUAUUGUUAUUUAUAUUGUUGGAUUACCACCAGAUCAAUCAGGAGAUAACAGUGAGAUGCAUAUAUUCCAGUGUGUGAAUGUAAGUGCAAGAGAUGUAGUGGAGGACCUGAAAGCCCUAAAGCAAGGACGGUUUAAGAAUGGGGAUAAAUCCCCCCUAAUAUCCCCGAGUGGACGCAAGAAUUUCGAGUCCCAGUCCUCUCCGCGCAUACAUGCGCAGUUAGAGAAUAGUAAAGAUGAGACAAGUUCAACCAGCAGUGAUAAACAUGAGAAAGAUGUAAAUGUGUUGAACAGGUGUUUUGAUGAUAUUGAAAAAUUUAUCGCGCGUCUUCAGCACGCUGCCGCGGCAUACCGUGAACUAGAUAAACGAAGACGAUCUAGAAAAUCAAAGAAAAAAGACCUCGGGGAUGGAAUGCUCUCUGUACGGGCCAAACCACCACCAGAAAAAGAAUUUAUAGAAAUUUUCCAAAAGUUUAAACUUUCAUUCAAUCUACUGGCCAAGUUGAAAGCCCAUAUUCACGAACCUAACGCCCCUGAGCUCGUUCAUUUUCUAUUCACGCCCCUAGCGCUCAUUGUCGACGCUUCUCACGACUCUCAGUACGGUCCUAAUGUUCCAAGCAAAGUAUUGACUCCACUACUCACCAAGCAGUCCGUAGACCUAUUGCUUAACUGCUUAACUUCUAAGGAAAGCGAAUUAUGGCAUUCUCUUGGAGAACCCUGGUAUGUUCCAUUAGAACAUUGGAAAGGAUAUGUUCCUCCCUAUAGUCCAGUGUUCCAGGACGGAUGGAAACCGCUGAUGGCGGAAACAUAUGGAACAGAUCGACGGAAGUUUAACGAUGAAGACAAUUCGACGAUUAAUGAAGAGGAUGAAGGGGUUUAUCCCGAGAAAAUGAUCCGAGAAGACAGGCAUACCCCCGACCAGGAAUACAGGCAUACCCCCGACCAGGAAUACAGGUUGAAUACCAGUGGAAGAGCGGACUCUGAGCUAGACCUCCGUGACGCCGACCUCCGAGGACCAGAAGAACAAAUCAUGUUUGAGAGACAGCAAAGAAAUUUUAUUCUAGAUUUAAAGGAGAGAGGCAGUAAGAUAGUGCAAGUGACCUACCCCCGAACAGCGAACAACGAGAAGGAGUUGACUGUCUUCAGGGGGGAGUUCCUCGAGGUUCUAGACGAUACCAGGAAAUGGUGGAAAACGCGGAAUUAUCACGGCGAAACUGGUCACGUGCCUCACACAAUAGUGACCCCUGCCGGAGAUAAUCCGCAAAUAUCACCGAAAAGUGCCGAAUGGAUUCAGAAGGAGCGACGAGGGAAAAAAGGAGAAUUCAGAUAUUUUUAGAUUGAAUGAUUACUCCAUAAUCAGCUAUUAAUGAGCCAUCUAGCUAUUAGCAGAUGAUUAUCUACUGAAUAUACCGAUAAAUCAGCUAUAAUUCAGCUGUUUAUCAGCUGUAAAUCAUCUGUUAAUCAGUUGUUAUCAAACUGCAGUUAAUUUUUAAGCGGAUCAUCAGAAGUAUAUCAGCUGUUUUUUAGCGGAUUAUCAAAUGUAUGUCAGAUGUAUAUCAUCUAUUUAUUUUCCAUUGAUCAUCUUAAGGAAGGUUUAUUCAAUUCAAAUGUUUUUUAUUUAAAGUUUACUUUUCUUUAUUUUCAUUUUUUCUCUAAUUUUGUCUAACAAUUUUUAUCUUUGAAUUUAAAAUCUAUAAUCAAUUUAGAAAAUGGUGAGAAAUACACAGUGAUAAUUUGUUUCAUUAGGUUUAUAUAUAGAACAAGUUUUUAAUAAUG